This is a messenger RNA of Iphiclides podalirius (scarce swallowtail), 2979 nucleotides long. NCBI's taxonomy places the organism in Eukaryota, Metazoa, Arthropoda, Insecta, Lepidoptera, Papilionidae. The record is from the annotation of a GenBank genome assembly.
AUGAACCAAAGAGCUUAUUUGGGCGGACGCCCAACGUUGCUCGAUGUAGCCAAGGGCGCUGUGGAAACGUUCGUAAAGGUUCGUCAACGAUCUCCUGAAAGCAGAGGUGAUAGGUAUAUGCUUCUAACUUUCGAAGAGCCACCCGCGAACAUCAAGGCGGGUUGGAAAGAAAACUUAGGGACAUUUAUCAAUGAGUUGAAGAACUUGCAGUGCCUUGGGUUAACAACUAUGGGUGCUGCAUUGAAACAUGCAUUUGAUGUCCUAAACAUAAACCGCAUGCAAACUGGUAUUGAUACAUAUGGUCAAGGUAGAUGCCCAUUUUACCUUGAGCCCUCAGUAAUAGUUGUUAUUACCGAUGGAGGAAAACUUUCUAGCAAUGCUGGUAUUCAGGAAGAAUUCAAUUUGCCAAUGAACUGCCCUAUCCCCGGUUCAGAACUAACUAGAGAACCAUUUAGAUGGGACCAAAGAUUGUUUUCAUUAGUACUAAGGUUGUCUGGCACACCUGCAGUUGAGAGAGAUACUGGUUUAGUACCUUCUGACUCUUCACCUAUUGAUGCUAUGUGUGAAGUAACAGGAGGACGAUCUUACUGCAUUACUUCUCAUAGAAUGCUUAUGCAGUGCAUUGACAGUUUAGUACAGAAAGUGCAAAGUGGUGUAGUUAUUAACUUCGAGAAAAUUGGUCCUGAUCCACCACCAAUUGAUGGUAGCAACAACAGGGAUGGAAUUGAACAAAUUGAUGAUAUUAGUCAUGAAGCUGACAAAGAAAUGGAUGGUGAAGGAGACAGAAAUGGAAGAUGGAAUGGAGGAUCAUAUCAGUCCAAUACUAUCCCAAACCAAAGCUCCGGUGCUCCACAGGCUUGGCACUCUUGUCGUCGGCUUAUUUAUGUUCCACGCACAGUUUAUCAAAAAGGUUUUUCUGUUGGAUUUUGGCCCAUACCAGAAUCUUUUAGACCUGAUCCUAAUGCACCUUCGCUUCCACCACGUUCAGCACAUCCAGUUGUAAAAUUUACAUGCUCAAGCCAGGAGCCUAUGGUGAUAGACAAUUUACCUUUUGAUAAAUAUGAAUUAGAGCCAAGCCCUCUGACACAAUUUAUAUUAGCAAGGAAACAACCUACCAUAUGUUGGCAGGUAUUUGUAGCAAAUAGCGGGUGUAAAAAUUCUGAAGUCAGUCAUCCGUUUGGUUACCUCAAAGCAUCCACAAACCUCACCUGUGUCAACUUGUUUGUGCUACCAUACAACUAUCCUGUCCUCUUGCCUUUGCUCGAUGACUUGUUCAAAAUUCAUAGAUGUAAACCAACUCAGGAGUGGAAGUUGGCUUUUCAGCAGUAUUUAGAUAGAAUGCCUUCAUAUUAUGUAACACCUUUACGAAAAGCACUGACUAAAAUGGGAGCAUCCGCUCCACUAGUCCAAAGUCUGAUUCCCGAUACUCAAGACAAUUCUUUAAGCUUUUCUGUACUCAAUUAUUUGAAGAGAAUGAAAAAUCAAGCAAAAAUGGAAUUUGAAAAGCUUUGCGCAGACGUUAUCAACAAGGCUUCUUCAGGGAAUACUCAAAAGGUGGCGGAAAGUGUUCGUGUUAUGCCUAGAUCGCCAUUGAAAAAAGAUCUGACAUCUCAUCCAUGCUUGCAAGACAAGUUUAGUGCAUUACGCGACCAGCUCAACGAAUUCGGAGGCUUUGUUGUUGGACUAUCGCGUGGGCGACACAAGGCGCAGGCACAUACGUAUAGGAAUCCUUUUGAUAUACAACGGCGAGAUCUAUUGGACCAGGUGGUGCGAAUGCGAGCUAAUUUCUUACAACCAUCCUUGGCGCAUACACGGCUAGUUGAUGAGGACAGCAUUCAUUCCAUGCCAGUUGCCCAAAUGGGCAACUAUCAGGAGUAUCUUAAAAGAAUGACGCCUCAAUUACGGGAAAUUGAGUCACAGCCUGUCAGACAACAUAUGUUCGGCAAUCCAUUCAAGAUAGAUAAGCGCAUGAUGGUGGACGAGGCGGAUAUUGACCCCAUGGGGGCGGUGCGAGGCGGCGGGGGUAGCGGGGCGAGUGGCAAGCGGGGCGCGGAGAGCCCCCGCGCUGCUCCGCCCAAGCGCAAGGCCGGACCGUUGCCGCAGCACGUGGUGGCACGCCGGCCCUCCUCCCCCGCCCCGCAGUCUGCCCCUCUGCCCGCUCCGCUCGCCGCGCCGCUCGUCGCCCCGUCACCCGCUCCGCCUCCCGCCGCCCCUCUGUCACCCGUCAGCACGCGACGCCCGGCGUCCCCGCUGGCGCCUGUGCCGUCGGACCUGCCUUCCGGACGACCGCCGGAGGAGCCACCAAAUGUGGACACUGGAGGUUCAACCGUAACUAUACCUGUAGUAACGUCUCCACCAGCUACGCCCACUAAUUUGCCGCCUGUCGUCAAACCAUUUCUCAAUGGAGACGCGUACACAACGAUGGGCAGCAAAAUGCCCCGCUCCCCUUCGCCGCCCGCCGACACUGCGAGUGGCGUGGGAACCCCUCCCAACCCGCCAGUUGCGAGUGUGCCUGUAACUGCGAUCGCGCCCCUGCACGACUCGCAGGAGCUGCAGAUAAACGCCAUCCUGCAGGGCAUCGCCGCAGAGAACGACUCCAACAUGCGCGGCAAGAAGCGGAAACGAAAGAACGAAAAGCCGCCGGUGCAGCUGCUGUUGCCGCCUCAGCCGUCGCGGAAGGAGCUCGCCGACAUCAGGAAGCACAAUCUCGGCGUUCGCUCCGAGGUGUACCGCGCAGUACGUCGACCCGGCAGAGAUUUUACGAAAUUAUUUGAGUACUUGAAGCAAUUGAAGGGUAGUGUGGACAUUAAAAAGGAAGUGAUUCGUGAUGUAAUAAGCGAGUCAAUGAGGUUCAAAAGGAAGGGCCUUGCGAAAUUAUUAGAAGACUUCUUAUUGAGUCUUGAGAAGAAUGGGAACAGUGCCUCAGUUAGUGUGAAGAGAAUGACAAACUCCGUGUACAUUAAUGCUAAUAAUCACAGC